Molecule: messenger RNA, 441 nt
Organism: Acromyrmex echinatior (Panamanian leafcutter ant)
Lineage: Eukaryota; Metazoa; Arthropoda; Insecta; Hymenoptera; Formicidae
Product: mitochondrial import receptor subunit TOM70-like
Source: RefSeq, a predicted model, not a curated record
AAUGUAUAUUUCAGAAUAGGAAAACAGGAUGAAGCUAUAGCUCAGUAUAGUAAAGCUAUCGACAUCUGUCCAAAGGAAAAUGUCGAAAAUCUUGCGAUUUUUUAUCAAAACAGAGCUGCUGCGUAUGAGCAAUUGAAAAAAUAUAGUUCUGUGAAAGCAGAUUGUACAAAAGCGUUGGAACUAAAUCCAAAAUAUAUGAAGGCUUUGCUACGUCGGGCACGUGUUUUAGAGCAAAUUGAAGAUUUGGAUGCCGCUAUGAAGGAUUUGACUAUUGUAUGUGUUCACGAAGGAUUUUCUAAUCAUACUUCUCUUGUGAAGGCAGAUAAGGUCUUGGAUAAGCUUAUAAUACAACACGCUGAGGAAAGUUGGGUGUAUAAAAAGUUAAUUUUACCAAUUAAUCAUGACAUUGAUAUAUAUAUAUAUUUUAUCUUUCCAGAGUAA